Mya arenaria is the source of this 651-nucleotide messenger RNA. RefSeq names its product class A basic helix-loop-helix protein 15-like. NCBI's taxonomy places the organism in Eukaryota, Metazoa, Mollusca, Bivalvia, Myida, Myidae. Bases 1 to 651 code for a protein of 216 amino acids. Gene Ontology annotation, molecular function: protein dimerization activity. The record is from RefSeq and is a predicted model, not a curated record. The transcript has a single exon.
AUGGAUGUGGUUUAUUACAGUAGUUUUGGGUCAGACGAGUGUUUAGAACGGUACGGACAAAUUGCCGACGCUGUCACAGGCAAUGUUGUAGAUAACGAAUAUCACUUUUACAAUACAAAUUACGAUACGACAACUGUCGACGGACGCACUGGAGACACCGGAUAUUAUAGUUCUGAAAGUUGCGAAUCUUCAGAAAGUGUAUCUGGAAAUUACACAGGAAAUUUGACAGUUGACAACGAAAUAGCAACGCCUUUUCCGGACGGCGUACAACAUCAGCAAACGAAAUCCACAAGAGCUUACGCGUUUGGCUCCCGAUGUCGAACGAAUUCGGGCAAACAGAACUCGGAGCAACGAAAAGUUCCGGAACUAGUUCGUAUCGGAGCAACCGUACGCGAGAGGAGCCGAAUGCAUAUGCUGAACGACGCUUUUGAUGAGUUGCGAAAAGUAGUUCCUCGCCAGAACGUCGGUGACCAUCAGAAAAUGUCCAAAAUUGCGACCCUACGACUGGCGAUUCAGUACAUUUCUUCACUGAUGUUUACCCUUCAGAAUUCCGGAGUUGAGAUACGGAAAAUUCGGGGGCAUUGCGUCGGAGAUCGACGUGGAAAACGUCGAAAGACGUCGGCGAAAAAAAACGCUGUACAGUUAGAGUAA